CGUCAUAGACCUGCGACAUUCCUUCAUGUGGAUUUUCAAAAUGGCGUAAUUUGAACGAAAACAAUGUGGUGUUGAAAACUAUUGUGGGGAAACGAGAGGAUUUAAUUUCAUUCACCGCACCAGCAAUUAUAAAUCCUGCCACACUAUGACGGUGUGCAACUUUUGGAUGCAAGGCCGGUGUCGAUAUGGCGAUAAGUGUUGGAAUGAGCACCCAAAAGGAGGUGGUGGUGGAGGAGGAGGCGGCGGCGGUGGUGGAAAUUACAGCAACCGUCCCCCUCAACAGUCCAACAGAGGAGGAGGAGGAGGAGGGUUUGGGAACAGAGUGUGGGUGAACCCAGCUCAGAGGUCUGGAGGAGGAACCUACGUCCAGCCAUCAUCCUUCUCCUCCCAGCAGGGUGGGGAUGACUGGGGCAGAGGGGGAGGAGGAGGGGGAGGGGGAGGUGGUGGCAACAACUGGGGUCCAGGUGGAGGAGGAGGAGGAGGAGGAGGAGGAAGAGACAGCCAAGUCAAGAGUUCCAAUUUCAGUUUUGCAGCCGCCUCUCCAAACCAAAACAGAUUUUCUGCCUUGAGCACACAGAGCAGCUUUGACAGGGGUGGGAGUGAAGGGGAGGACAAUGAAAAACACUUGGAGACCAUCCAGAAAGACAUGGAGAUCUGGGAGACUUCAGGACAGUGGCUUUUCUCCUGUUACUCUGUCCUCAAAGAAACCAUCUCAGGUAAGACGAAACAGAAGGAGCUGAGACUGGAGUACUACAACACCAAGCCAACAGGAGACCUGCAGGGUUAUGUUAACGUCAUCAAUCAGCUGCUCAACCAAUGGAGAAGCAGAGUCCAGGAGCUGAGGGCUAUGAGCGGCAYCACCAGAGUCGCUAUGCUUGCAGAGCUGGACAACCCAGCACCACAGGCAGCGUCUGGAGGUUUUGCGACCCCAGUCACCGGCUUUGGGUCCUGACCAUCUGGCUUUGGAACGGGUUUUGGAGUGCCAGCCCAGGCUCCAGUCCAGGACACCUCAGGCGUCAACAGUUUCAGCUUUGCUGCUCCGAGUGCAGGAGGCUUUGGUUCGUCUGCUCCCAAGCCUGCAGCUUCUGGUUUUGGCAGUGCUGUGGUAGGCGCCACACCAGCCCCCGCUGGAAUCGGUUCUACGGCCWCCUCUGCUCCCUCGGRAGCAGGUUUUUCCUUCGCAGCGCCUGCUGCCGACAAAGACCCAACUACUGCCGUUUUCGGAACUUCUGCUUCAGGGUUUGGAGCUGCUGCCUCUGCUUCCGGGUUUAGCUUCAACUCGACGACCACUAGUGGAGGAGGAUUUAGUGGAAGUGGUUUUGGGAGUGCAGCCCCGGUGGCUGCAAGUGGUUUUGGACAGGCGCGUGGAGGGUUUGGGGGUAUGGUAGCAGGAACAGGGGCGGCUGGGGGGGCAGCAAACAGUCUCUUCUCCCCCCAGAGCCAGCUGAGUGAAGAGGAACUGAAGGAGUUUGGAGGGAAAAGGUUCACCCUGGGACAGAUACCACUCAAACCCCCCCCUGUUGAUAUGCUGGUUGUCUGAUCCCACCGUGGAACC
This is a messenger RNA of Salvelinus sp. IW2-2015, 1555 nucleotides long. Lineage: Eukaryota; Metazoa; Chordata; Actinopteri; Salmoniformes; Salmonidae. The record is from RefSeq and is a predicted model, not a curated record.